This is a messenger RNA of Lodderomyces elongisporus, 2919 nucleotides long. It is a transcript of the gene KIP4, whose product is annotated as Kip4p. The transcript has a single exon. The record is from RefSeq and is a predicted model, not a curated record. NCBI's taxonomy places the organism in Eukaryota, Fungi, Ascomycota, Pichiomycetes, Serinales, Debaryomycetaceae. Bases 1 to 2919 code for a protein of 972 amino acids. Gene Ontology annotation, molecular function: microtubule motor activity; microtubule binding; ATP binding. Gene Ontology annotation, biological process: microtubule-based movement.
AUGUCCCGUUUCAAUUCAGAAACAUACAAUACUAUUGAUAUUGAAAACGCGUCAUUUAAUCAAAAUAAUGAUGAUGCAAGCAUAAUUAAUCAAAGUACUGGUAAUUACCUCACAUUGUCCAGCUCGCGUCAAUCUGAUGACCCAGCUGUUAACCAAGUAAAUCAGAGUCUAAGCAAUAUCAGAGUCAUUUGUCGAUUCAGGCCAGAGAAUAGUGCAGAGUUGGCCAGAGGACACUGUAUAGCCACGUUUCCAAACCCACAAACAGUGGCUAUACAAGGUGCUACAACCACAAACCAUUUCACUUUUGAUAGAGUAUUUGAGCCACAUGCUACACAGAAUGACAUUUAUUUAUUUUCAAUUGCGGAUAUAGUUUCGGAUAUGUUUGCAGGAAUCAAUGGAACAGUUAUAGCGUAUGGCCAGACUGGCUCUGGAAAAACAUACACAAUGUUUGGAAAUCAAAUAUAUGACAACCACGACUAUGAAGAAACCCAUGGAAUCAUUCCUCGAAUAGCCCACGAUGUUUUUGAAAAAAUUGGAGCUAGUGAUAAUCGAACUGAGUAUACACUUUGUAUCUCAUUAAUGGAGAUUUAUGUAGAACAAAUCAGGGACUUACUAAUUGACAAGUCGGAUAAAGAAGAAGAGGAAGCAAAAGAUCAACGGCAAUAUACCAUACAAGAAGAUAAAAUCGAUGGCAUUGCCGUUAGCGGUCUAGUUCAAAAAGAAGUCUUGGACGAAUUGCUGUUGGCGAAAAUUGUCAACCAGGGAUUGAAUAAAAGACAAACGGCAAGUACUGGGAUGAACACGGAAAGUUCACGAUCUCAUACUAUAUUGCAAAUCCAAUUACGACAAACAGAUACUGUAACAGGGGUAUCAAAACGAUCGGUAUUGAGCCUUGUAGAUUUGGCGGGGUCGGAAAAAGUCCGCAAAACUGGAGCACAAGGCCAAACUUUGGAGGAGGCAAAGAAGAUAAACAAAUCACUUUCUGCAUUGAGCAAUGUAAUUAACGCAUUAACAGAUGGGAGAUCAACGCAUAUCCCAUAUCGAGAUUCCAAAUUGACUCGCAUUUUGCAAGAUUCAUUGGGUGGGAACUCACGAACCUCACUAAUUAUAAAUUGUUCGCCGUCCUCGGUAAACGAAUUGGAAAUACUUUCAACAUUGAGGUUUGGUGCUCGAGCCAAGGCUAUCAGAAACAAUGUCCAUGUGAAUACUGAAGUAAGUCCCAAUGCUAUAAAGAAGAAAUUUCAUCAUUUGGAAAAAGUAAAUGUCCAGAACCAACUCUACAUUAAGGACUUGGAAGACGAACUAUCGCGAUAUCGACAAAGUCAAAUACGGCCAUUAUCUUUGUCUAAUGAUGAGUUUGACGUGCUGCUGUUAUUCUCUGGCACCAAUAGUGAUUCCAUUUAUAGCAUCGACUCUACAGUAAGAACUGUUUCUCCUCGACAAUCUGUUGCCAGGCUAAGCAGAAUGCCAUCAAGACUACCUAUACCAUCAUCGCACAUAUCCUUGGCAAGUACAUUGCGACCCACUUCCGCCAACUUUAACCGGCAUUCAAUUGCAAAAGUCUCGGUUGAUGAAGAACUUGAACGACGCGAUCGUAAAAUUCAAGAGUUGGAGAAUGUGAUAUUGAGUAUGAAGAUGCAAAAUGUUGCCAAUGCACACCAAGAAGAAAGCAAGUUGUUUUCAUUAGAGACCUCGUUGCAUAAUAUUGUUGCUAAGCUUAAUGAAGCCGAGCUGGUUAACAAUAAUUUGAGAAAACAUUUAUUGAUUAGUGAAAAAAUCAUUGAGAGCCGUGACGACAAGAUUAGCAAACUUAAAAUAGCGUUGAAGGAUCAGCAAUUGUUGAUAUCAAGGGAAACAUUGGCGUUCAAGAACAGACUAGGCGACAUAUAUCUGAAAUUGAACGAAAUGAGUGUUCUGAAAGAAGAAGAGAUGAAGCAAAAAGAGUUGAAAACGCCGAUUGAGUUGAAUGAACAAAAUGGGCUAAGCAAGACCAAUAAUGGAAAAGUUGGCGAUUCCGCAAUACAUGGAGGAGUUGAUGAAACUGAGUCAGCAUCAGAGAAGACGAUGGUGAUUGCACCAGAACCCGUUGCUAAACUUAGAGGAUCGCGUUUAAAAUCAGCUAAUGCAACAGAUGAUCAAGAGACAAUAUCGAACUUUGAGCCAGAGCCUGAAUUUCUUGACAUGUCGUUUGAUUCUUCUGUCAAUAAUAAUUCGCAAUUCACAACGACAGAGCAUCUGUUAGUUGACGACACUAUAACCACCGAUACAUACAAAAGCAUAGGCACAAGCACAGACAAAAGUACUGAGGAAAGUACUGAGAAAAGCACAGACAAAAGCAUAGGCACAAGUACAGAUGUAGGUGCAAAUGUAAAUACAUCAACCAGUGCUGUCUCUGAUUCCAACGCAGCUUUUAUGUCUCGCGAAUUUGCGAAAGAAGGAUUCUCGAUCUAUUCCUCAGAAAAGCUUGACGCACCAAAUGAGAAAGAUGUCUUUACUGGUUUCCAUCAAGAAUAUGUUUCCAUUAAUGAGUUUUUAAAAGAAAGUAGAAGAAGGUCUAUUAUGUCUACGAGGAGUGUUAGAAGUGCCAAAAGUGCCAAAAGUGUCAAAAGUGUCAAGAGCGGUAGGGAUUCAGGACUAGGUAAGCUAUCCUUAUCGCCGUCAUCACAGCAAGUCAAUAACAUUCAAGAGAAUGACACGGAUGAAAUUGAAACAUCGGGAAUGUUUCGUGAUGAUAAUAAUGAUUAUAACGAUUUCAAUUACAAUCAUAAUUGCAAUGGAGAUAAUAAGACCAAGCAAAAUGUGCCAUUGGCUAAGGUAAACAAGAAUGGAGAAAAACAACAUCACAAGACUGGUCUUGGAAUAAACUUGAGGCUAGGUAAAUCUGUAAAGACUACAAGCUCAUUAGGUUUAUUCCAAUAA